AUGAAUAGCAAAGUCAUUCUAGCUCUCCUGGUUUGCUUCCUCCUCAUUGCAUCCAAUGAGAUGCAAGGAGGAGAGGCAAAAGUUUGUGGAAGGCGUAGCUCGACAUGGUCAGGACUUUGUUUGAACACUGGUAAUUGCAACACCCAAUGUAUUAAGUGGGAGCAUGCUAGCUCUGGAGCUUGUCACAGAGAUGGUUUUGGAUUUGCUUGUUUCUGUUAUUUCAAUUGCUAA
Solanum pennellii is the source of this 231-nucleotide messenger RNA. RefSeq names its product defensin-like protein 1. The transcript is spliced from 2 exons. The record is from RefSeq and is a predicted model, not a curated record. Lineage: Eukaryota; Viridiplantae; Streptophyta; Magnoliopsida; Solanales; Solanaceae. Gene Ontology annotation, biological process: defense response. The coding region runs from base 1 to 231 and encodes 76 amino acids.